AUGACCAGUUUUCUAUUUUCGAAGCUUGAAAAAUCAAAAAAAAACUGGAAUUAUAGAGAAGGCUUAAUCAAAAUAAAUUCCUGGACAAUGCUCAGAAAGCUGUUAAACAGACUAUUCAUGACAUCCGGGAAUAAAGUUAUUGUGAUUGCAGGGACAACUGGUGUUGGUAAAUCACAGUUGUCUAUUGAGUUAGCGAGCCGUUUCAAUGGCGAAGUGAUAAAUUCUGACUCGAUGCAGGUUUACAAGAAAAUACCGAUUAUUACCAAUAAGCAUCCCUUGGAGGAGAGAAACCGAAUUUCCCAUCAUGUUAUGAAUCAUGUAGACUGGACUGAAGAAUACUACUUGCACAGGUUUGAGAAGGAGUGUUUUGCAGCAAUAGAUGACAUUCAUAGCAGAGGGAAAACACCAAUUAUUGUGGGCGGUACGCAUUAUUACCUGCAAGUAUUGCUUAACAAACACAUGACUUCGGAGAAGCGGGCGCUAACAGAUGAGCAAAAGAAUAUACUCUUUUCGAAUAACCCAGAGAUGGUUUAUAAGACAUUGAAGGAUCAUGAUCCCGUUAUCGCCAGCAAAUUUCAUCCAAACGAUACAAGACGAGUUCAAAGGAUGCUGGAGAUAUAUUACGAAACAGGUAAAAGGCCGAGUGAACUAUACUCUAAACAAUCUACCCAGCUAAGAUAUGACACUUUAUUUCUGUGGCUCCAUAGUGACUACCAGCCGUUAGAAUCGCGACUUGAUGAAAGAGUGGACAACAUGUUGGGAAGUGGAGGACUAGAAGAGAUUGAAGAGCUUUACAGAUUCUAUAAGGAUAAUAAAUACAGUCUUACGCAAUGUGAAAACGGUGUUUGGCAAGUGAUCGGGUUUAAGGAGUUUUUGCCCUGGCUAGAGAAGGAACAAAAUAUAACGUUGGAACAAUGUACCGAGCGGAUGAAGAUAAGAACUAGACAAUAUGCUAAAAAGCAGGUUAAAUGGAUAAAGAAGAUGCUGGUACCAGAUGUUAAGGGUAAUAUAUAUAUGUUAGACGCUUCUGAUUUGACUCAAUGGAACCUUCUCGUAGCAGACAGAGCCAAAAAAAUCACCGAAGAGUUCAUCCAUGAUCGUGAAAUGACAUAUGAUUUUGCACCAGAGAGACUGAAAACGCUGUUAGUCAGUCGAGAUAUUCCUGUUCGCAAACCCGAUGACUGGAAGCAGUUCUCGUGCUCUAUUUGCCUGGAUCAGAAAGGCAAAAACCUAAUCAUUAUCGGAGAAAAAAAUUGGAACAUACAUUUGAGAAGUAAACGGCACAAGUCUAAUUUGACAAAAGGGUUGCGAAAGCUCCAGUUUGAAAAGUGGAAAGCUGAUCAAAGGGAGAAACAUGUAAUAUGUGAUUAA
Messenger RNA from Zygotorulaspora mrakii, 1371 nucleotides. It is a transcript of the gene MOD5, whose product is annotated as tRNA dimethylallyltransferase. Gene Ontology annotation, molecular function: tRNA dimethylallyltransferase activity; ATP binding. The transcript has a single exon. The record is from RefSeq and is a predicted model, not a curated record. Lineage: Eukaryota; Fungi; Ascomycota; Saccharomycetes; Saccharomycetales; Saccharomycetaceae. Bases 1 to 1371 code for a protein of 456 amino acids. Gene Ontology annotation, biological process: tRNA modification. Gene Ontology annotation, cellular component: mitochondrion.